Messenger RNA from Trichoderma gamsii, 525 nucleotides. RefSeq lists its product as hypothetical. Gene Ontology annotation, biological process: protein import into mitochondrial matrix; tRNA import into mitochondrion; protein targeting. Gene Ontology annotation, cellular component: mitochondrial outer membrane translocase complex; mitochondrial outer membrane. NCBI's taxonomy places the organism in Eukaryota, Fungi, Ascomycota, Sordariomycetes, Hypocreales, Hypocreaceae. The transcript is spliced from 4 exons. The record is from RefSeq and is a predicted model, not a curated record. Bases 1 to 525 code for a protein of 174 amino acids. Gene Ontology annotation, molecular function: transmembrane protein transporter activity.
AUGGUUCAGACAAGCACCGUGGUGACGGCAUCAGUCGCAACCGUUGCGACGGGCCUCUUGGCAUAUGCCGCAUACUUUGAUUUCCAGCGACGAAGAAACGCCGAAUUCCGUCGUAACCUGAGAAGAAACGAGCGCAAGCAGGUCCGCGCCGAGAAGGAAGAAGCCGAGGCCUCCACACAGCGCCUGCGCGGCACCAUCAAGGCAAAGGUCGACGAGGCCAAGGAGGAGGGAUUCCCUGUCGGCGUGGAGGAGCGCGAGGCCUUCUUCAAUGAGCAGGUCAUGACGGGCGAGAUGCUGAGCCAAGAUCCUUCUAAGAUGCUUGACUCUGCGCUCGCUUUCUACAAGGGAUUGAAGGUCUACCCUGCUCCCGGCGACCUUAUCAAGAUCUACGACAGCACCGUUCCCAAGCCUAUAUUAGACAUCUUGGCCGACAUGAUCGCAUACGACGGUGACAUCAGCAUUCGCACUCGCCCCUCUUCCGCCGGCGUCAACCUGGGUGAUAUCCCCAGCGUCGGCCUCGACUAA